Molecule: messenger RNA, 1518 nt
Organism: Gigantopelta aegis
Lineage: Eukaryota; Metazoa; Mollusca; Gastropoda; Neomphalida; Peltospiridae
Exons: 11
Coding region: 118-1227 (369 amino acids)
Source: RefSeq, a predicted model, not a curated record
CUACGAGAGCUAUGAUAGCUAUGCUUUGCUUUUCACUAAAUACGGUGUCAUUGGUUUAACAAACAUCUUCUCGGGAACAAAGUGUAUGACGAACAGACGUUCCUUUAGAACUCCAAGAUGGAUUUUCAUAUUUCUAACUCGGUGAUACUUAUGUCCAUGUUGAUGAUGCCAAUGGCGUUAAUGUCCAUCCAAGAAAUGGAAGAUAGUACAUCCACUUCUAGCCCAUCCCAGAAAACUUGGCCAUUAACCGAUGCGAAUAAAAACCCGUCCGCAAUAUGUCAAGACUGUUAUACGAAGUGUGACAAGAUAAAAUGCAGUUUAAAGAUUAAGAAAAGUUAUAUUGGGGUAAAGUGUCCGAAGAAGAAUUUGAAUGUUUCUGAUGUUUGUCAGUCCUUCACCAAAGGGAAUAACAGCCAGCCAGUAUCAUGUCAAGACUGUUAUACGAAGUGUGAUGACGAGACAACGAAAUGCAGUUUAAAGAUUAAUAAAAGUUAUAUUGGGGUAAAGUGUCCGAAGAAGAAUUUCAAUGUUUCUGAUGUUUAUCAAUUAGUUUGUACUACCUACUGCUUAAAGGCAGUCAAGCAAGCAUCAUUCAAAUCAUCUACACAAUCUACAACGUCGUCAGUUAGCUACCGUGCACGGUCAUCUACGCCAUCGAGAACUGAAACAUCAACUGCCAGUACAUCGGUGACUUCUAUAUCAACACAUCGUACAACACCGGUGGCAACCAGUCACAGUUCACCUCUGUCUACAACAACGUACACAUCGACACCAGUACCCCAGGGCCUAGCUAGUGAGCCAUCAAAAAGUGCCGUGGUCGGUGGUGCUGUUGGAGCUGUGCUGGGUCUGGCUGUCAUCGUAGGUCUAGUUCUACUCGCGGUGUGGACAAUUCGACGAAGAAAUGCGAGACAUCACAAAGAUGGCACUCGGGAGUCAAGAGAAUACACGGGCGGACACGAUCAGACGCACGCUGAUGGGGUUGAGAACCAGACCUAUCAGAACGACUAUCAACAUCGACCAUACAUUAAAACCUACCCACUCGGGAUACCGGGCGACGACGGAAACACCCAAAACGAAUGCCCGACUCUAGUAUCAUGGCCACCUAUGGAUGAGAUGUACAACAAACUAGGGGAGGUAACUGACGAUGUGAGUGCGUCUCACAACGUUUACAACAGAAUCAACAUUUCCGGUGUGACGACGUCAACUGGAUCGCCUUGCCUAAAGUAACAACAACUGUCACCAACUCGUCGGAUACCGAAUAUAACACACUAAAAGUCGAUGAAAACAUUGCAGGCUAGGCUAGCACGCCCAAUGAGUAUUUUACCCUGGAAGACAGCACCGCAGCCGCUAUUAGAGAAACAGACGAAAUUCCUAAUGAGUAUUUUAUCCUGGAAGAUAACGCAGCAGGUGGCAUCAGGGACAGCAUAGCAGACAACUCUGAAAAUUAGUAUUUAACCCUGGAAAAGAACGUCGCAGCCACUAUUAGAGAUAGCAUAGCAGAGAAAAUUUAAAAUGAAC